AUGAGCCAGAACCCAACGACGCCCAAGAAACAAGGCAGAUCCAUGGCCAAAGAUGCUUUCCUAUCACCUAGCAGAUCAAUAAAGAAACGUCAGAUAAAGCCUCUGGUAUCAGUAAAGAAAUCUCAAAUGAAGAAAAUAGAAGGCACCGCCACCACUACCAAAGUUUUCCCAACCCCCGAAUACACCCCAACCGUCGAUGACAAUAAAUCAAAUAAUGGGUUGAUGUCGUCGUACUCGCGACCACCAUUCACUGGGAAGCGGCUGUUUGAUAUAUCUUCGUCGUUUGAUGAAGGAGACAUCAGGGCCCAAAAAAGAAUGCGAGGAGAAGAGCGAGCGUCUAUUACUGCUGCCACGGACCACGAUAGUGAUGAGGAUAAUAUUGAUAGUGAUGCCAGUACCGAGAUCGCCAGUGAUGUUGAAGGAGAAUUCUUCCCGGUAUCUGCAAAAAGUUGCGAUGAACAUCGAAUGUAUUCCAUCAACCAAGCGAUCAAUAGCUGUUUGACCCCCGAGAGACCAAAGAGAAGUAGAAGAAGAAGUAGUUCGAGUACCCAUCACAAGCAACAGCCAAUAAUGAUAUUUGAUGACGAUAUCGGGGGGCUGGAAAUCGAGUACGAGGAGGAUGAGGAAUUUAAUUUGACAAGAACUAUGGUGGAUGAUGAAGUAUCGAACGACAACACCUCGACGCCGAUUGGUAAGAGUUAUUCUAAUGAAAAGGCACGGAUCGUUUGUACUCCUGAAUCGAAAAUCAUUGAUAAUUUCGCGUACGAGGAUGAUAAGAGAACAAAGAGAUCAAUCGGAUCAUCAUUGGACUUCGAUCCUAAUAAUGAAAUAUUGCUCGUUGACAAGAGAGGACAAAAGAUUGUGAAACCAUUGAAUUCUUUUGGCAAACUGUUCAGACCAAAAGCCUUACUAAGUGAUUUAAUGAAGGAAAAGGAAUCCAAUAAAGAAACUGAUGAGGAUCAAGAAGCCAGAUUAAUCAGAGAAGCCAUGGAAACUGACGCCAAGGGAAUCGAUCUUGUCGAUCAUGGGAAUUAUUCUGGUGAUGAAGGGUUCAGUGAUUUUGACAAUGAAGAUUAUGAUAAUGAGGAUAAGUUGACGAAUUAUUUCAAUAGAAUGAGAACACAAAGAAGAUUGAAAGGUGCGAAACGUGGAAAAUUGGAUUUCUUAGCUGCCUCACCAAUACAUGCCCCAUUGUCAUCCUCUGAAGAAGAGGAAGAAGAAGGCGGAGAAGAAGAGGUUGUGGAAGAAGAUUAUUUGUUGAAGUUAUUGGAAAAGCACAAAUCUUCUAGAUUAGAUCAAACUUUCGAAGAAGCAGAGUGCUCGAACAACGACAUUGCUCCACCAUCGUCAUUAUCCAAUUUUUUGGACGAGUGUCCUUCAUCACCAUCUCCAGGAACCGAGAAAUCUGCCAGAGACAUUCGUCUACAAAAUAAGCGACUCAUGAGAGCCGAAGAUGAAAAGCUGGACAAUUAUUUGAAUUUCGGGUUCACUUUGAGUGAAUUAUCAGGGUUGAAAAAAAGUAAGAAAAUUCUUGUGUUUGAAGAUCCAAAGGGGAGUGGUGAUGAGAACAAAAAGUCCAGAGAAAGUUCCAAUUGA
Molecule: messenger RNA, 1596 nt
Organism: Saccharomycopsis crataegensis
Lineage: Eukaryota; Fungi; Ascomycota; Saccharomycetes; Ascoideales; Saccharomycopsidaceae
Exons: 1
Coding region: 1-1596 (531 amino acids)
Source: RefSeq, a predicted model, not a curated record